AUGGAAAACGUUAAUGAUGAUUGUUCGGUGGAAUCUGGGAAUGAGAAUGUGACAGAGAAUAUGAACAAAGUGGACAACAAAAUGUUAGAAGAAGAUGAUCCGAUUGUGUCCGAGGUGGGUAUGAUUUUUAGCAGUGAAAAAGAGAUGUGGGAGUUCUACAAAAUAUAUGUAUAUAGCGUAGGUUUUCCAGUUAGGAAAAGGAAUUCAAAAAAAGGGAAUGAUGGUGCAUUGGGAUUUGUGACCUUCACUUGUAGCCGUGAAGGAAAAAAUAGGAGUAGUAAAAGCUAUACUCAUGGAUCGUGGAGAAUUAGCACAGCUAUCCUCGAACACAAUUACAAAACAAGUCCUUCGAAAUCCAGGUUGUAUCGAUGCAAUAGAGAGUUGAGUACACAUGUGAAACGGAAGCUUAAAGUGAAUGAUAUGGCAGGAAUUCCGUUGCAUAAAAGCUACAACUCUGUAGUUGUUGAAGCAGUUGGAUACGAGAAGAUAACUUGCAUUGAAAAAGAUUGUCGGAACUAUAUCGAAAACAAUAAUAGGUACAGACAAACAUAUAAAGAGUUCGGGGAUGUGGUUACAUUUGACGCCACUUACCUCACUAACAAAUACGACAUGCCCUUUGCCCCAUUCGUUGGCGUCGAUCAUCAUCGACAAUCAAUAUUGCUUGGAUGUGGUUUGGUGUCAAAUGAAGAUAUAGAUACAUUUGUGUGGUUGUUCAGUACGUGGCUUAAGAGCAUGCCUGAAUUUGAGGUAGGAUGGAGCGUGAUACUUGAUGCCUAUGAAUUACAUGACAAUGAUUGGUUAUCAGGACUAUACAAGAACAGAAGUCGUUGGGUUCCUUGCUUUUUGAACACUAGUUCCUGGGUAGGGAUGUCAACAACUCAAAGGAACGAGAGUAUCAAUGCAUUUUUUGAUGGAUAUGUAUACUUGAAGACGUCUCUAAAAUAG
Messenger RNA from Olea europaea var. sylvestris, 945 nucleotides. Its product is annotated as protein FAR1-RELATED SEQUENCE 5-like. The record is from RefSeq and is a predicted model, not a curated record. NCBI's taxonomy places the organism in Eukaryota, Viridiplantae, Streptophyta, Magnoliopsida, Lamiales, Oleaceae. The transcript has 4 exons. The coding region runs from base 1 to 945 and encodes 314 amino acids. Gene Ontology annotation, biological process: regulation of DNA-templated transcription.